AUGAUUCAAUUUAAUUGUAAUGGUUCACUUUCAACAACUAAAAAAUGGACAAUCAAAAAUUGUACAUCGAUAUGUUCAUUUCGAAUUCAAUUGAAUGCUAAAAUCAGUACAACAUUAAAUGAACUUUAUAUUCCAUCAAGAACAUUGGAUUAUGGAAUUUAUGAAUUAACAUUAACUGUCACAAUGAUUGAGUCACUUAAUCUUAAAUCUUCAUCUUCAGCUUAUGUAAGAAUAACUGCAACAGGUAUAACAGCAAAUCUUGUUCAAUUAGGAACAUCAAUGAUAACACGUGGUAGUCAACAAGAUCUUCAACUUGAUCCUGGAGCAUAUUCUAUUGAUCCUGAUCAACAUUCAUUUGAUGCGAGUAAAUGGAAAUAUGAAUAUUAUUGUCGAAUUUAUGGUUUAUACAAUUUCCCAAAUUUUCAAGGUAUAUUAUUACCAAUUGAAAAUUCCAAAACUGAUCCUUACAAUCCAUCAUGCUUAUCAAAUCAAUCAGGAUUAAUAUUCGGAAAUUUAACUGCAUCACCUAAUUCAUCCCUAACAGUUCUCGGUGGUUCGCUUCAAUCAAAUCAAAUCUAUCAAUUUAUGGUUUAUAUGGAAAAUCGUAAAAAUUCAUCUAUUCAAGCUACAGGAUAUGUACUUGUUACAGUUGACGAUACUCAUCCACAACUAGUUGUUAUUGGUUGUGUUAUAUCAAUAUUAUGUGUUCCAAAUCUUGAAUAUCAAUUUGUUAAUCCAACAACACAAGUUGCUCUAUUUGCUAUUUGUGUUGGAAAUUGUAUCAAUCUUCAAAAUAUAAAAUGGAAUAUUUAUCAAGGUUCUGAUAAUUCAUCUUCAAACUAUACACAAUGGACUUUAUUUAAUAAUACGGUUUUAUAUGAAAAUAUUUGGUUUUUCGGUAAAAAUACAAGUAAUUUUACAGCUACAAAUCAAUUAUUUCUUAAUAAUCCUCAGGUAAAUCUUUGGCGAUUUGAAGUUGUUUAUACAUUUUUAAAUGAAACAAGUACAAGUGCAUUAAAUUUUAUUAUUAAUCAACCUCCUUAUAAUGGUUCAUGUUCAAUUAAUCCGAUGAAUGGUACAACAACUACUUUAUUCACUAUUUUAUGUCCUGGUUGGUAUGAUGAAGAUGGAAUUAAAGAUUAUUCAUUAUAUGCAUGGACGACAGAUGUAUCGCAAAAAUUAAUGAUUGCAUACUCAUCAGUAUCUUAUUUUCAAGUUCGAUUACCAAGUGGAGACAAUCAAACAUCAUUACUCAAUAUUGUUAUUUCUAUUCGUGAUCUACUUGAUUGUGUUGUAGAAGUAAACAUGUCUUCUGUACAUGUUAUCGUAGAUUCUGCAGGAAUAAACGAUUUAAUGGCAAGUCUACAAAGUUCACCAAAUGCAUUAACAAAUAAUCCAAUUGUUCAAUUACUUUCAAGUGGAAAUCAAAAUACUGUUGGACAAAUUCUUACUGCAAUUUCUCAACAAUUUAAUCAACUGAAUAGUGAAAAUAUAGAUCAAGCUAUUUCAAGUGGAAUACCAGCUGCAACUAUUUUAGUAUCAUCGUUAGGAAGUUCAAGUUUACAAGGAAAUUCAACAUCUUUCAAUGAAUCAGCUUUGAUUGAAUAUAAUAAGAUAUUAAAUACUCAAGCAAAUCUUCGAGAUUAUUUAAUGACAUUUACAACUGAUCUUCUUAUUACAACAUCAAAUAGUAUCAAAUUACAAUCAUCAUCAUUAGCACAAAUAACUCAAUCAACAAAUCAAUUAACAAGAGCUGCUCUAUCAAUUGCAUCAAGUAGAUGUUAUCAAUUAUCUCUUGCUUUAUCUUCAAUGGCAACACAAAUUCCAUAUGAAGAUGCACAGAUAGCAGCAAAUCAACUAAUACAAUGUGCUUCAAAUGUCUUAACCGCUGUAAAUGGACCAUUACAAGAACGAACAAGUACACUUGACUUAGAUUAUUCUCGUGCAAAUGCGGUACCUACUGAUUAUGAUACUGAUCUUGAAUCUCCAUGGUCAAAUACAAAUUUAUUUGGUGGUGGUGAUGAAGCAUCUGUUGAACAAAAUCGAAAUAUAUAUUAUCAAAAACAAUUAGCAAAUGAAAUUAAUGCACAAGUAACAUCAAUUAUUUCAUUAAUAACAUCUUCAUUAAAUAUUCAUUUAAAUAUUGGUCAAAAUUCAAUAAUAAAUACAUCUCAAACUUAUAUGUCAUUAGAAACAAUAUCAACUCAAUCACUUUCAGAUAGAAUUGUAAAACAAAUUGGAAAUGCUCAAUUUCAUAUUCCAUCAGAUCUUAAUUUGAUUACAAAUGAUAACUCUUCGAUUUCACUUCGAUCAAAAAUGGAUGUACUUGCCUCAUUUGGAAGUUUUUCAAAUACAAAUCUUUCAAGAUCAGUUUCACUUUCAAUUAUUGAUCAAAAUGGAAAUGAAAUUUCGUUUAAAGCCAAUGAAAAUAAUUCAAUAAAACUAAUAAUUCCUCGUGAUCCAAAUCUAGUAAUUCCAUCAAUUUCACUUCCUAUUUCAGUUCAUUUUGAAAUUCAUUCUUUAAAUACAAAUUUAGCCUAUUUAUUUAUUUAUAAAUUUGAUCAAACACCACUAUUAAAUAGUUCAAUUAAUAUUAUUGAUGGAUGGACAAUGUUUUGUCCUAUCAAUUUAUCCGAUGAUGAUAUAUAUCGAUAUUUUAUUGAUAAUAAACAAACACCUGGUCAUCAAUCAUUAGUAUUUGGAAUGAGAGAAUUAAAUUCAACAGAAAUGAAUAAUUAUUGUUUAAAUAAUUCUUCAGUAAAUACGUCUUUACCAAUCACCGAUCAACCAUUUAAUUUUACAUCAAAUUAUGAACUUCGUAUAUAUACAUCAGGUUGUUAUUAUCUUGAUGAAAAUAAUAAUUGGAAAUCAGAUGGAUUAAUUGUUGGAUCAUUGACAAAUCAUUAUGAAACUGAAUGUCUUUCAACUCAUUUGACAACAUUUGCUGGUGGUUUUAUUGUUUUACCAGAACCAAUUAAUUGGAGUUAUGUUUUUGCCAAUGCUGAUUUUCUGAAAAAUAAAACAAUUUAUUUAACAGUUAUUUGUAUGUCUAUUGCUUAUAUUAUUUUGAUGAUUUUUGGACGUUUUAAAGAUAAAAAAGAUAUUGAAAAAUUAGGAGUAACACCAUUACCUGAUAAUGGUAAAUCUGAUCAAUAUUAUUAUCAAAUUAUUGUUUUUACUGGUCAACGAGCAAAUUCUGGAACACAAUCAAAAGUUCAUUUUAUUCUAUCGAGUGAUAAUGAUGAAACACGUGUUCGAACAUUUUCAGAUUCUCAUCGAAAAAUAUUUCAACGUGGUGGAAUUGAUUCAUUUAUUAUGAGUGUUCCAAAAUCAUUAGGAUUAUUGAACUAUAUUCGUAUUUGGCAUGAUAAUUCAGGAGAAGGUUCAUCAGCAUCAUGGUUUUUAAAAUAUAUUAUUGUUCGAGAUUUACAAACAAUGGAAAAAUUUUAUUUUAUUGCUCAACGUUGGUUUUCAGUUGAACAAGGAGAUGGACUUAUUGAACGAAUUUUACCCAUUGCUGGUGAAAUGGAAAAACAAAAUUUUUCUUAUGUAUUAUCGAAAAAAGCUUAUUUUAGUGUCUCCGAUGGUCAUUUAUGGUUUUCAAUUUUCUCUCGACCGCCAUCAAAUAAGUUUACACGUGUACAACGUUGUACUUGUUGUUUUGUUUUAUUAUCUGCUUCAAUGUUACUUAAUAUAAUGUAUUAUGAUUUAUCUGCUGAAGCAAAAUCGUCAAAUAAUACAGAAAGUAAUAGUCUAUCGAUUGGUCCUCUUUAUAUCGCACCAGAACAAAUUGGAAUUGGUAUAAUGGUUGAAUUAUUAUCGUUAGUUCCAAGUAUUUUCAUAGUUCAAUUCUUUCGACGUAUUCGACCUCGUCAACAAAUUUCACCAUUACGUCAAGCAUUGGAGAAAAUAAGACCAUUACCACAGACUAAUGUAAAAGAUAAAACUAUAAUUAAAAAUAAAAAAAAACAAUUCACAUUUCCUUGGUGGUGUUUAUUUAUUGCUUAUACACUUUCUUUUAUGAUAAUUGCUGUUUCAAUGUUUUUUAUUAUCGUUAAAGGAAUUAUAUUUGGUGAUUUAAAAACUCAAAAAUGGUUAACAUCUGUUCUUACUGGCUUUUUUUCAUCAAUUAUUCUUACUCAACCAAUUAAAAUUUUAGGUUUAGCAGUAUUUUUUACUCUAUUUUGUCGAAAUCCAAAUGAUGAUAAAGAAGCAAAGGAAUAUAUAGAUGAGACUAAUUUUGAAUUAGAUGGUGACGAAGAUUAUCUUCAUUCGACUGAUUUUUCAUUGAUUUCACAUACUUCAAAACGUAUUAAUCGUCUAAAUGAAAAUGAGGUAGCUUUUCUUCGUGAACAACGUUUAAAAGAAAUUCAAAUGUGGUCAAUUAUUCGAGAAUUUAUAAUUUAUGCUAUAUUUUUAAUAUUACUUUGUAUAAUCAGUUUUUCAAAUCGUACACAAAAUAGUUUUUAUCAAACUGAUCAUUUACAAAAAUACUUUUUAAAUACAAGACAAACAGAUUGUGAUUACACACAAAUUUUAACAAUUGAUGAUUACUGGAAUUGGUUAAAUAAUAGUUUUGUUGAGAAUCUUCGUGCUCAACAAUGGUAUAAUGAUGAUCAACCGAUAAAUUUAAAUGGAUACAUAAAUGAUAAAACAAAUCGAAUGAUUGGUUGGGCAACAAUGAGACAAUUACGUAGUAAAUCACAAUUAUGUUCUGAUCAACGUAUAAUAUCAACAUGUAUUAAUGAUUAUAGUUUAUUUAAUGAAGAAAAAGAUUCAUUUCAACCAGGGUGGAUACUGAAUCAAACAUCAAUAGAAGAAGAAGAUUAUAGUUCAUCAAUUCUAAAAGCAUUUCAAUAUCAAUCAAGUAAAGAAUUAGAUACAUAUGUUUAUGUAGGUGAUCAUGGAACAUAUGGUGGAGAUGGUUAUGUAUAUGAAUUUCGUGGUCGUUUAUCUGAUAUUAAAAGUAAUUUAUCUUUACUUCAUCAAUUACAAUGGAUCGAUGCUAACACAAGAGCUGUUAUUAUUCAAUUAACUUUAUAUAAUCCAAAUGUUGCAUUAUUUACUUCAGUUACUUUUCUUCUCGAAUUUUUAUCUGCAAGUGGAGUUUAUCCGUCAGCUCGUUUUGAACCACUUAAUUUCUAUGUAUUUACAUCAUUAACACAAUUGAUUUGUACAAUUAUUUAUAUAUGUUUUAUUAUUUAUUUUCUAAUUAUCGAAACUAAAUUAUUAAUUAAAUUAAAAUUAAAAUAUUUUUACGAAUUUUGGUCAAUAAUUCAAAUUGGUAUAAUAAGUUGUUCAAUAACAAGUAUUAUUAUUUAUAUUUGGCGUUUUAAAGAAUAUAAUCGUUUAAAUUCACUUUUUCAACACACAAAUGGAUAUACUUAUGUUAAUUUACAAAUGAUAGUUUAUGUUGAUGAUGUAUUAACAUCUCUUCUUGGUUUUUGUUGUUUUUUUGGAACAAUUACAUUUAUUAAAUUUAUUCGGUUUAAUAAAUCAUUAAGAAUAUUUGUUCAAACACUUAAAUAUGUUACAAAAGAACUUAUUUCAUUUUCAUUUAUGUUUUCAAUUGUAUUUAUGGCUUUUCUUUCAUUAUUUUAUUUAUUAUUUACUUCAAGUAUCGAAUCAUGUUCUAGUUUAUUAGCAACAGCUCAAAUGUUAUUUGAAAUAACAUUAAUGAGUUUUGAUGCAACUGAUUUUACUGGAGCUGAUCCAUUUCUUGGUCCAUUUUGUUUUUCAAUUUUUAUUAUUAUUGUUGUUUUUAUAUGUUUAAGUAUGUUUAUUUCAAUACUUAAUGAUGGUUUUCAUCAUGUUGAAGAAACUCCAAUUGAAGAUCAACAAAUUUUAUCAUAUAUGUUAAAGAAAUUUUUAAAUUGGACACAUUUAAGAAGACCAAAUGUUGAAGAAAUUUAUGAAAUACAAGACUCUCGAAUGCAUUCUCAAUAUGUUGAUCCAAUUGAAAAUUUUCCUGAUAAAAUCGAUCAAUUAUUAGAAGCAAUCGAUCGAAUUUAUAUCGAUCAAAAAAAAGAAUUAUUAAGAUUAAAAAGAGCUGGUGUUUAA
Messenger RNA from Adineta steineri, 6060 nucleotides. The record is from the annotation of a GenBank genome assembly. Lineage: Eukaryota; Metazoa; Rotifera; Eurotatoria; Adinetida; Adinetidae.